GGUUGUUUGUCCGCCGCCAGCCAUUUUUAGCUUAUGGCCUGACUGGCGAUUGAUUGCCCGCGUCUGCGACUGCGACUUGAAGUACGGACAUACGACUCCAUGGUAGUUCCUUCCAACUUUCAUUCCUCCACCUCUACAACAAAAUCUUUCUUGGAUUGUAGGCAGGUGCACAUUCGUUUAUCCCAAGGUUGCACAGCGCCACCGUUUCUUGACUUUCUUCUUGACAUUUCCCUUCUCCAUUGUCCUUCUCCAUAUUUUCUUGUCACGUCUCAUCUUCCAAGAUGGUGUGGUUUCCCACUCUCACCACUGCGCUGUUUGCGCUCUUUGUCAGCAACGUCUUCGCCGUGUCCCCACUCGUUGUUCGUGGAGCAGACUUUGUCAACAGUGUCGAUGGCAGUCGAUUCCAGAUCAUUGGCGUGGCUUACCAACCCGGUGGUUCGUCUGGUUUCAACCCAGAGGCCGGAGUCGACCCUCUGAGCGAUGCCGAUGUCUGUCUUCGGGAUGCCGUUCUCAUGCAGCGACUCGGUGUCAAUGCCGUCCGCGUCUACAACUUGAAUCCCGAUCUUGACCAUACGGAAUGCGCUUCCAUCUUCAACGCCGCCGGCAUUUACCUCAUCCUCGAUGUCAACAGCCCUCUUCCCAACCAAUCGCUCAACCGAGGGGCACCACAAGAAUCAUACAACUCGGCCUACUUGGAGCGCGUUUUCCAAGUGGUGGAGGGCUUCAUGCAUUUCAACAACACUUUGGGAUUUUUCAGUGGAAAUGAAGUCAUCAAUGAAGAUUCUGUGCCAGAUGUCCCAGCCUACAUCAGAGCAGUGACUCGGGACAUCAAGGACUACAUCGCGAAGCAAGGAUCACGGGAGAUCCCUGUCGGCUAUUCUGCUGCCGAUGUCCGCCCGCUCCUGAUGGGAACAUUUGACUACCUAUCUUGCGCUCUCGAUGAUGAGGCCAGCUCCAAGAUUGACUUUUUUGGUCUCAACUCAUACUCAUGGUGCGGUGAUGCGAGCUUCCAGUCCUCGGGCUAUGAUGUUCUGGUCCGUGACUUUUCCAACACCACCAUCCCCAUCUUCUUCUCGGAAUAUGGUUGCAAUCAAGUUCAGCCUCGUACCUUUACCGAGGUUGGCGCUCUGUACGGCGAAGAGAUGACAGGGAUAUUUUCCGGUGGUCUCAUCUACGAAUACAGUGAGGAACCCAACAACUAUGGCCUGGUCGACCUCAACACCAACGGAUCUGUUUCAAUCAGAGUGGACUACAACAAUCUGCGUGAACAGUACAACCAGAUCGACCUCGACCACAUCACAGCUGCUAACUCCACUGCGACGGCCUUGGACGCUCCGGCUUGUGGUCUCGGCGUCGUGGCUGGAACCAACUUCAGCCAGUCUUACGACAUUCCUGCUCGUCCGAGCGGUGUGGACGACCUGAUUGAAAAGGGUGUCUCGGGCAAUUACCCCAGUGGAACCGUGUCUGUGACCAACCGUGUGCCUGACCAUAUCGUUUAUGAGCAGAAUGGACAGGAGAUGACUGGACUUGAGUUGACCAUCCUGCCCAACGAUCAGAGCAACCUUCCUGGCAACAACACAAGUGGAAGCACUCCGGAUCGGCCUGCGGGAGGAUCGCCGUCGUCGACUUCCGGUGGUAGCUCACCUUCCCACACAAAUGCGGCCGCCAAGAUGGAUGGCACAACAAUGGGACCUGUCAGUUUGGCAGCACUUUUGCUUGGUCUCUUCAUGCAGCUGUGAGGGUGAAUUGGUGAUUCAAAUGUUAGUAUGGGUUAUUGACGACCGACAGCGAGGUCAUAGUUGGUGUGAGGGGUUUUUUGCCAGGCAAUAGCAUAGUCAAGUCUUUUUCGAUGGACAUAUUGCAGUUGGCUUUGCUGGACAAUUCGCCACACACAAAUGAUAUCAUAGAAGAGGAUCAAUGAGAUGCAAUUUUCAUGU
Molecule: messenger RNA, 1937 nt
Organism: Exophiala mesophila
Lineage: Eukaryota; Fungi; Ascomycota; Eurotiomycetes; Chaetothyriales; Herpotrichiellaceae
Exons: 3
Coding region: 282-1739 (485 amino acids)
Biological process (GO): fungal-type cell wall (1->3)-beta-D-glucan biosynthetic process
Cellular component (GO): fungal-type cell wall; cytoplasm
Molecular function (GO): 1,3-beta-glucanosyltransferase activity
Source: RefSeq, a predicted model, not a curated record